Molecule: messenger RNA, 4951 nt
Organism: Rotaria sordida
Lineage: Eukaryota; Metazoa; Rotifera; Eurotatoria; Philodinida; Philodinidae
Source: the annotation of a GenBank genome assembly
AUGAAACGCAAUGCUCACACGGCAAAUUCCUCUUUAAACGAAACUAAUAAUAAUAAUAAUAAUUCUUCUAAACGUUGUUGCAUUGAAAAAGAUAAUAAAAAUUGUGUUGCAAGUAAUUCAUUGACUGCAUCUUCAUCAACAAUUGAUAAUAUUUCGUGUUCAUUGGUUUCAUCAUCAACAUCAACUGAUUUAUUAAAUAUGGAAGAAAAUAUGGAAACAUUAAUAAAUAUGGGCUUUACUGAUCGAGAAUUAAAUCGUAAAGUAUUAACUAAAGUUGGAAAUGAUAUUGCUGAAGCUGUUACAUAUCUUACGGGUUCAACGUUUUUUAAUGAUGAUGCUAUUAUACCAAAUGACACAAGAACAAUAUCAACAUUUAUUGGUCCCCUUACAAAAGAACAAAUGGAACAACAACAGCAACAACCACAACAAAUUAUUCCCUUGGAUAAUAAUAAUUCAAAUAUAUCAUCCGAUGAUUUAUCAAUGAGUAAUUCAAAUUCAUUUACAACUACUGCUUUUCUUGAUCUUGAAACAAAAGUCUAUGGAGAUAAUUGGUCAAUUCCUUAUAAACGCGAAGAAGUUCUCGGCCGAUGUCUUUUAUCCGCUACUAGACUUGCACUUGCAGGUAUCGCUGAUCAAGAUGAACACUGUAAAAAAUUUAUGGAAAUUUUAAUCCCUGAUGCAUUUCGAAAAUUACAAUGUUCUCAUCAUGUUAAUAAUUGGGGUGUUGAAGUUCAAUUAGGUGUAUUCGAUAUGGUACAAUUAUUAAUUGAUUUAAUUGCUGCACGUCUAUCUUAUUCUCCAGUCCCUAUACAAUUACUUGAAACCUUAGCUAUACUUUUUGAUCAUGAUUCAGUUUUUCAACGCAAACAUAAAAGUAAAUCAUAUGAUCGUACACUUUAUGAUAAACAAUUAGGUGAACGUAUAUUGGCUAAUUCAUCAUCAUCAACAUUUUCUGUUUAUAAUCGAAAUGAACCAUAUGGUUGGUUAUGUGAAAUAAUAAAUCGUUUUGUUUUAAAAGAUGGUAUACAAAAUUUAAAAGGACAAUUUAAAAAUGAACAACCAUUAACAGCUCUUGAAUACAAUGCAUUACUCUCACCAUUUGUUAAUUGUAUGGAUUAUAUAUUCGUUGAUAAAUAUCGACAAUUAUUUAGUGAACAUAUUGAACAAGCAUUAGACUAUGUUAAAAAUUUAAAAGAAGAAGACUUUAAAGCAAAAUCAACAAAUUCAAUAUUUGAAUUACUUACAACUUUACGUAAAAUAUGUUCAGUUGUAUGGACUAAUCGUCUUGCACAAGUUGAAGAAUUACAUUUAAAUUUAUUACUUAAAAUGGUUGCUCUAUCAAAUUUUAAUGCAAAAAUGAAUUCAUUAAAAGAACUUGCAAAAAUAAUUGAAAAUUGUACAUCAAAUAUACAGAGUAUAGCUAAAGCAUCUAUUCCACGUGAUAUUGUUAGCGAAUGGGUUAUUGAACAUUCUAUACUUUCAAAAGCAUUAGAAGGAAAUAUUGAUCAAAAUCAAUAUGUAGAAAAAGUUCGAACAUUAAUGGAUUUUAUUGCACCAAGAAUUUUAAAAGAAGAUAUUGAAACUAUAUGGAAUAUGCAGCAUGGUCGAUCGUUAGUUGCAGUUGAUCAUUUAUUUACAUUAAUUGCAUCUGCAGCAGCAAAAUUUAAUUUAGAACAACUUAAUCAUCUUAUUGGUUUUAUUCAUAAUUCAUGGAAAAUUGAAACAAUUCUUAUACAAGAAAAACUUAUUGAAUUACUUGGUGCUAUUGGUCGAGAGUGUCAAAAAGAUUCUGCUGCUCGUGUUUUAGAAAUUUUAUGGGAUAUGGUACAUGAAGAUCGACUUAGUCGUUCAAUGCUUGAUCAUCUUUUACAUUGUCAUUUACGUGUAUUUAGUGAAGGUCGUUCACCAUAUGAUGCACUUAAACGUGAUUAUUGUCUUAAAUGUAUGACUGAUUUACAACGUAAACAAGGUUGGCUUGUACCAGCUAUAAAACAUUUAUAUGAUUUAUUACGUCAUGAUUCAACAAAUACAUUUAAACGUUCGGAACCUGAUCUUAUAUCAAUAUUAGUUAAUAAACAUGAUGUUAUAUCAGCAUUAAUACAAAGUUUAUCAACAUGUCAAUUAGAUGUUUGGAAUAAAACACAUGGACAUGUUACAAUUGAUACAUUAGUUGAUGGUCGUUUUACACAUGAAGAAUCAAUUAAAACACAUUUAGAUUUAUUAUCAUUUUUAUUAAAAAAAGGUAAUCUUUAUUUAAUAUUAAAACGUAGUGAAGAAUUAUGGGAUACAUUAAUAACAAAUGAAAAUGCAAGUCCAUUUGAUCGUGAACUUGGUUUAAAUUGGUUUAUAACAUGUGUUGAAGAUCUUAGUCGUGAUUCUCAAAUAGCUUUAUUUGAAAAACGUGUAUCAAAACUUGAUCCAAUACAUAUAUCACCUAAAGGUUAUGCUUGUUUUAAAUUAUAUUUUGAACGUUGUAAUUUGGAACGAUGGAGUCAAUCAAGAAGUUUUAAUUAUAAUUCAAAUGCAUCAACAUUAUUAAAUAAUGAAAUGUUAGAUCAUCAAUGUAUUGAUGAAUUAUGGAAUAUAAUUUUAUGUGUUGGUGAUGAUAAUCUUGCUAAUGAUGCAACACGUUUUUUACUUGAUUUAUAUUAUACAAAACAACCAAAUCGUACACGUCGUCCAACAGCUCAAUCACUUCAUGAAUGUUUUUUAAAAGAAGUUUAUACACGUUUAAGUUCAUUACUUAUACAUGCUAUACCACCAUCAAUAUCAUUAACAUCAAUAAUUGAACAAUAUUAUAAAUCAUUAAAACUUUUUGGUGAACAAUUAAUAACAAUUGAUAAUUCAAUAAAUUUAAAUGAAUCAUCAAUUAAUAUUGAUCAUCAAUUAUGGUUACAAAAUAUUGAACGUUUAUUUAUGAUAACAGAAGAAUAUAUUCAUAUUGUUGAAAAUGAACGUUCACCAACAGCUCAUAUAACAUCAUUUCAUGGUUUAGAAUAUCAAAUAAAGAUAAUUCUUGGUGAAUUAGGUAAAACAAAUUGUCCAUAUGAUAUAGUUAUUGUUCAUUCAAAUGAUACACUUGAAAUGUUACGUACACGUCUUGGACUUUAUUAUAAAGUUCCAUCACAUGAUAUACAUAUAUCAAUACAAAAUACACGUCCAUUACCUCAAUCUUAUGAUAAUUUAAGUCCAAUUAAUAAUGCUAUUGCAUUACCAUCAAAUGCUUCAUCAUCAACAAAUAAUAAUAACAAUAAUAAUAAUAACAAUAAUAAUAAUAAUAAUAAUAAUGUUCUUGGUUUAUGGUUAAAUUCAAAAUAUUUAUAUCAAGUUCAUAUAACACCAGGUACAACAGUUUAUAUAAAAAUUUUAGGAAAUACAUUUAAUCAAUCAUUAAUAAAAGCAAAUAAUACUGAACCAAUACGUUUAUUUUUAUCACAUUCAUCACAUAAUAAUAUUGAUAAUGAUAGUUUAACACGUUUAACACCAUCAAAUAUGAUGGCAGAAAAUCCAAAAGUUUAUGAUAUUUUAUAUAAAUUAUCAUAUUUAAAUAAUAAAAAUAUACAUAAUCGUAUAAGAAAUCUUCUUCGUUUAAUGCCAUCUGAUAUACGUAUUGUUGAUUUACUUGAUUUAAUAUCUAUACGUGCUGCAAAUGUAUCAACAAAUGAACGACGACAAUCAACUGAAACAAUAAAUAAUCAACAAAUAAAUCCAAAACAAGCAAUUGAAUAUGUUUUUAAUUUUGAUGAAUGUAGUUUAAUAAAAAUUUUAUAUAAUUUAGAAAUUUUAUCAAGUAAAAUUUUACCAUUAUCAAAUAAUAUUGGUAUAAAACAAAGUUCAAAAUUAUUUCGACAAGAUUUUAUUGAACAUGAAGGUGUUGAAUUUUUAUUUAAAUUAUUACAAUCAUUAAAUUAUCUUAUACAUGAUGAUUAUGAAUAUUUAUUAUGUCAAGAAAUAACAAUAUUAAUAUUACAAUUAAUACAAUUAUUAUUAUGUGGAAAUAAUCCAACAGAAGAUAUAAUAUUAUCAAGACCAAAUUCACCAAUAGCUAUAACAGCAAAUGAUAAUAUUCUUGAUACAAUUGAUUUUGAUUUUCAAGCAACUAUUGAACAUUUACAAUUUGAAGAAUUUAUUGGACAAAUAAAACAAUUAAUUUUUUUAUGUUGGGCAGCUGCUGCUGGAAAUAUACGUUUACAAGAACAAGUUUUAAAUAUAAAAGAACAAGUUAAAUUAGAUCGUCAUGUUUUAUUACAACAAAUUAAUGCAAAUGUUUUUUGUCGAAAUAGUAGUAAAAAUUCAACAUCAAGUGAUUCAUCAAUUAAUAAUAAUACUAAUACUAAUAAUAAUAAUAAUAAUACUAGUAAUAAUAUACAAAAUACUGUACAAUUUGGAAUUUGUGUUAAAAAAGAUUCAAUUUUACCAUUGGAUAGUGAAAUAGCUGAGAAAAUUAUUGAUAUUGUUAUGUAUUGCUUUGAAAAACGACCUGAAUUUAUUGGUAAGUAUGAACAUAUAAACAAAGUUUAUAUUUCAAAUGGAUCGUAAAAGUUUAAGACACUUUUACUUUUGAAGUUUUUCAUCGAAAAUGAGUAGCUAGGUCAUAUCAAAAUAGUGAUUUGGAUAGCUCUUGAAAUUUUCUAUCGAAUAUAAUAUGUGCCAAAUUUUCAAAAGAAACUUUGUGAAGAGAGUUUUACAGAAAACCGUACCAGGGGAGGAUUGCAAAUCUUAGAGAAUCUUGACAGAAAGAUUUUUCAAUAUAAGUAUCUGAAAGAACAGAAAAUUCUGAACAAAAUCAAGGAUCGUCCAGCUCUGUACGAUAUUUGGUCACAAAGUAAUAGGUAUUGGAAAAAAAUAAGCCCUACAAUUCGAUUAAAACCACAUUUUUUCUAAUGCUUAUAACUUUGUGACGGAAUAUCGUACAGAGCUGGACAACUGUUCCAAUAGAGUUCCAAGUGUA